AUGGCUUCUCUCCCAAAGCGCGCUGUCAUUACCGUCACUUCAGCCAAGGCUGACCUCUUCAACGGCAAAGAGACAACUGGCGUCUUCAUUUCGGAGGCUCUUCACCCAUUUCGAGUGUUCCGCGAUGCUGGCUUUGAGGUUGACUUGGUCUCGGAGACUGGCAAGUACACGCCGGAUUGGCUGUCACUGCAGUCCGAUUUCCUAAAUGGCUCCGACAAGGAGAUGUACGAUGACCUUCAGAGCGAGUUCCGGAAGAAACUCGAUAACAUGCCGACCCCUUCUGAGCUUGAUGGCAAUAACUACGGAAUUUUUUUCGCUUCGGCUGGUCACGCUGCCCUCAUUGACUACCCAACUGCUACUGGCCUGCAGAAAAUCGCCGAGGAUAUCUGGGCAAAUGGUGGAGUUGUGUCUGCCGUUUGCCACGGUCCUGCCAUUUUCGCCAAUAUCAAGGACAAGGCCACUGGAAAGCCCAUUAUUGCCGGUAGAACUAUCACUGGAUUCACCACGGAGGGAGAAGAUGUCCUGAAGAUCAUGUCCGAGAUUAAGAGCUGGGGCAAGCCUCUCGUGGAGGAGCAUGCAGCGGCUCUUGGUGCUACCUACAAGCGUCCCGACAACGUUUGGGCUGAUUUGCACGUUGUUGAUGGACGCGUAGUAACCGGUACCAACCCCGCGAGUGCUACGUCGACGGCUAAGGCUGCCGUGGAAGUUUACAACAGCCUUUGA
Molecule: messenger RNA, 723 nt
Organism: Trichoderma breve
Lineage: Eukaryota; Fungi; Ascomycota; Sordariomycetes; Hypocreales; Hypocreaceae
Product: DJ-1/PfpI family domain-containing protein
Exons: 2
Coding region: 1-723 (240 amino acids)
Molecular function (GO): glyoxalase III activity
Source: RefSeq, a predicted model, not a curated record